Messenger RNA from Drosophila kikkawai, 2571 nucleotides. RefSeq lists its product as uncharacterized. Gene Ontology annotation, biological process: intracellular signal transduction; microtubule cytoskeleton organization; protein phosphorylation. The record is from RefSeq and is a predicted model, not a curated record. Gene Ontology annotation, cellular component: cytoplasm. Gene Ontology annotation, molecular function: ATP binding; protein serine/threonine kinase activity; tau-protein kinase activity. NCBI's taxonomy places the organism in Eukaryota, Metazoa, Arthropoda, Insecta, Diptera, Drosophilidae.
GGGAAGCGAAAUAGGACGGGACGAAGGAGGAGUGACCCCGUCGAGGGCGACGACCAACAAGUUGCCAGCGAAGCAAGCCAGCCCAGCCCCAUUCCAAGCCCCGCACCCCGGAACUGAAAGCAGCAAAACGGCAGCCGUGGAUACCAACGCGCUGCGCAGCUCAGUCACUGUGAAGGUGCCCCCGCUGCCGCUGCCACCCCCGCCGCCGCCGCCCCUGACCACGUCGCUGACAAUUUGCCAGCCGCCGCCACCCACUCCGCCCUACCAGAGGCUCACCAAGGCGCUGCAAUGCGAUCCGCGCUGCGGCCACGAGGUAACCAUCGGCCGUCGCAUUGGCCUCUACAGAUUUUGUGGCGAUAUCGGACGCGGCAACUUCUCGAAAGUCAAACUCGCUGUCCACCAGCUGACGCGUGACAAAGUGGCCAUUAAGGUGGUGGACCUAGAUAGAGCGGGUCUCGAUGCCAAGGCGCUGCGAAUGCUGUCCAGCGAAAUAGCCACUCUCGAGUGUGUUCAUCAUCCAAAUAUUCUGAGGCUUUUCGAGGUGGUUGAGACUUUGGGCCGGGUCUACCUAGUCACUGAGUGGAUUCGCGGCGGGGAACUUUACAACCACAUAACCCAAGGAGGACCUCUGAGGGAGAUUCAUGCGGCACCUUUGUUGAAGCAACUCUUGCUGGCCGUGAAACACAUGCACAGCCUGGGUUACGUGCAUCGCGACAUCAAGGCAGAGAAUGUCCUGCUCCUCUCGGAAGAUCGUCUCAAGCUGGCCGAUUUCGGUUUCAGCACACAACUUAUCAAUGGUGCCAAUCAGAAGCUCGACACGUUUUGCGGCUCGCCUCCGUACGCGGCGCCCGAGCUCUUCUCCGAUGACCACUACAUCGGUGCCCCAGUGGAUGUGUGGGCCCUGGGCAUCCUGCUCUAUUUCAUGGUGGUGGGCAACAUGCCAUUCCGGGCACCCACAAUACCCGGCCUCAAGGCGGCCAUACUCAAGGGCGACUACCUGCUGCCCGGCCAGCUCAGUUUGCCCUGUAUAAGACUUAUACAACGUAUCUUGAUUCACAUACCCGCCCAUCGGCCCACCAUUGACGACAUGCUGAACAGCCAGUUCGUGACCUGUCCCAAGCUAAGCGCGGACCUGAUGCAGUGGGAGAUAAGCCAGCACAGCAAGCCGGCGAAGCGCUCGAUCUUCUGGGUGCGCAGCAAGUCGCACCGCCUGCGGAAGUCCGCCUCGCUGCGGGAUCGGUAUGCGGAAGUGGUUAAGAAGCCGGCCAUUAGUAUGAACACGCGGCAGCAGGACGAGAUGUUCGUGCAAAACUUCCUGCAACCGAUCGAGGUUGGUCACGAGUUCCUGCUCCAGGGAUCGGGACAGCUAAAGGAACCACCGGCACCUGCCGAGCAGGCCAAACGUCCAACACGGAGGUACUUGCUCUGCGGCAGUCUCAAGAAGAAGGUCACACCCCUGGAGACGGAGCCGGAGAAACAGCUGUCCAACGGUGGUCAAUGCGCCUCGGCCAAGAUCAAUCCAUGGAAUAUUCAGGUGGCCGACGACUGUCCAUUGUUCAAGAACUACGAUGCGGAGACAGGCAGCUGCAUUAUGCUGCCCACGGCCACCGAGGAUCUCAGCCAGCUAGGAGCCCUGGAGUUCGAGGCCAGACAACUUCUGGCCGAGAUGGGACUCUCCUCCGAGAUGCUAAUCAACGCGAGGCAAAGUGGACCCCGUUCCGACAUCAUUGGGGCCUAUCGAAUCGUGGUCAACAGACUGCAAAAGCAGUCCUGGCUUGCGCGAAAGCACGUGGAGAUGGCUCUUCACGUGGAGCCCAAGGCGGAAAAGCGGAUUGAGAGAUCGUGCUGCAUACUCUAAGGCAUGCGCAGAUUCAUAGUUGUUGAAUGUUUAAAAUACUACUCACCUGGUUCUGGUGGAUCUGGAGAUUCCCCUUAGAGAGGAAAGGCAAACUUGGUUUUCCGUAGAUUGGCAGGAGAAACCAGAUCAGCAACGAAUGAGAUUACUGAAAGAUAUUCCCAGUUCCCAACUAAGAUAAAACAUGAAUGCCGAGUUCAAGAUAGAAGUUACAGGAAAAGCCUAUUCAAAAAUUAAAGUUUGCCUUUCCGUGGGGACUUGGAGCCAAGAGAUCACAAAGAUCAACCCAAUUAGUGUCAAUUGCCAGCUGCAUAGGCCCGAGUUUGUUGUUAACGUAGAUUCCAACAUUUCUUGUCCUUUGUUUGUUCACUCGAGAAAAGUUCCUUAUUUUUGUGCAGCUUCAGUUUGUGUCCAGAGGCGAGCAGUGAAGUUAAUAUAUAUAUAGAGAUAUAUACAUAUAUAGUCCAAGUAUUAUGUAUUUAGUUGUUGGUCCAUUUUUCAGCAUAUACAGACAAGAAUAUACGAAACGAAUAUAUGAAUAUUAUGCAGACACUUGGCGUAAAGCGAUCGAUCUCUUUAGGUUUUUCAUGUACAACGUUGCAUAAAAAUGUUUAAUUGAUCAUCAAAAAAGCGUGUGUCUGUCUGUGUGUGUAUGUCUUGCCAAAUUGUCUCCCGUGGAGUCAAUAUCGCGUACAAUAAAACAGCAUUAUUAUGAA